GAUAUAAAUACUGGUGGAAGUCUCAUGGUUUGCACAGAAGGCAUCGAAGAACAGCAAGAGCAAAGAAGAUGAAUCCCAUCGUCAUCUUGACCGUCCUAUUGGUAGCAACUGGUACAAAUGCACAGGAGGAUUCCAAGCGGAGUUUCUCGGAUCUCGGCUGUAUGGGCGUCUAUGACAAAGCCAAGUUUGCUAGGUUAGACAGAGUGUGCGAAGAGUGUUACCAACUCUUCAGGGAAUCAGACGUUCUCACUUCAUGCAGAUCCAACUGCUUCAAAAAUGAAUAUUUUGCGGGAUGUGUCGACGAAUUAUUGCUGCGAAAGGAUCAGCAGAGAUUGGACAACAUGGUUGACUUACUUUACGGUAAAAGAAGAUGAAAGGAAAUGCAUUAGAAGAAUUGGUUACAUGUAAUGAAUCAGCUUCGCUUGUAUUUUAUAAAAUAAGUUAAUAAAAGGCUUGCAACUUU
This is a messenger RNA of Argiope bruennichi, 463 nucleotides long. Its product is annotated as ion transport peptide-like. The transcript is spliced from 3 exons. Gene Ontology annotation, cellular component: extracellular region. Bases 69 to 374 code for a protein of 101 amino acids. The record is from RefSeq and is a predicted model, not a curated record. Gene Ontology annotation, molecular function: neuropeptide hormone activity. NCBI's taxonomy places the organism in Eukaryota, Metazoa, Arthropoda, Arachnida, Araneae, Araneidae. Gene Ontology annotation, biological process: circadian rhythm.